Molecule: messenger RNA, 1110 nt
Organism: Penicillium lagena
Lineage: Eukaryota; Fungi; Ascomycota; Eurotiomycetes; Eurotiales; Aspergillaceae
Gene: phoB
Product: regulatory cyclin phoB
Exons: 1
Coding region: 1-1110 (369 amino acids)
Biological process (GO): regulation of cyclin-dependent protein serine/threonine kinase activity
Cellular component (GO): cyclin-dependent protein kinase holoenzyme complex; nucleus
Molecular function (GO): protein kinase binding; cyclin-dependent protein serine/threonine kinase regulator activity
Source: RefSeq, a predicted model, not a curated record
AUGCUAGCGUCCUCUCCCUCACCAUCUUCGGCCCCUCUGCGCUCCUCCUUCUCGGCCUCCCCAUCGGCGCAUCCACACCACUAUGAUCCGGCCACCGGUCCCGCUCCACAAUUCAGCAGUCCCCGUUCGUCGCGCCAGGCCAUUGAGGAGCUUCGGUCGGCCCUAAACAAGCAUACCGUCGAUCCUUCAUCCCCUGAACCCUCUGGGGAACUUCACCGCAAGCGUUCUGCAUCCUCCUCAGCGCUGGUCCCUAGUAAUCCAUCCGCCUUAUCCGCCUCCACGUCCUCGUCACACUCGGACCCUUCUGCCGCACCUCCCGCUGCCAAUAAUACUAUCCCUAUCACUAAGCCUGCGUCGCCUGCGAAUCCUCCACCGGCGUCGUCCGUGGCCCGCUCGAUGCCCGCCCCCAGCAGCUCGGGCUCCAACAAGCGCAAUAGCCAGACCGACCAUCACCCGCCGGAUGUCACGCCGGCGGGCCAAUCCGCGGGCUCGGAAUUGGAGAGCUCGCAGUCAAAACGAUUGCGGUCCUCCAAGCCAGAUGUGAAAAUUCUGCCUACGAAAUAUGAAGACGCCGAUACCAAGGAUAUGGUGGUGCUGAUCUCCAGUAUGCUGCUGGAGCUGAUUCGGUUCAAUGAUCAAAUCCCAUUACACCAAGGGCGCCUGACGCGCUUCCAUUCGCGUUCUCCGCCCCGAAUAUCAGUGCAGGACUACCUGCAGCGAUUGACGACCCACGCCACCCUGUCGCCACCGAUCCUACUCAGCAUGGUCUUUUAUAUUGAUCGACUCUGUGCCCUGUACCCUGCCUUUACCGUUUCCAGCCUGACUAUCCACCGCUUCCUCAUAACCAGCGCCACGGUUGCCAGCAAGGGGCUGAGCGACAGUUUCUGGACCAACAAAACAUAUGCCCGGGUAGGCGGUAUUGGCAUGACAGAACUGGCAAUGCUGGAACUGGAAUUUCUCUUCCGAGUACAGUGGCGGAUUGUGCCUGAACCCGAGGUUCUGGUAGACUAUUACCGGAGUCUGGUGGAGCGAUGCGACAGCUUUGAGAUCGAGCGCCCCGGUGGAAAUGCCAGCUCCUCAGUAGCCACGUCGGAUGUUCCUCCCGCAUAA